CCGUGGGCAAUCAGGCGAGAUCGUUUUUCGGCUCCCAUUGUCAAUGUUCCUGGGCCAAGACGAAGGAAGCGUUCUUUUCCCUCUUACCUAUCCUCUACUGGCUCCCACGGUACAAUGUCCGACAGGAUCUCCUACCGGACUUCGUGGCCGGAUGCACCGUCGCCAUCAUGCACAUCCCACAAGGUAUGGCAUACGCUAUGUUGGCGAAUAUCCCGCCUGUCUAUGGCAUCUACAUGGCCUUCUUCCCCGUUCUCACCUACGUCAUCAUGGGCACCUCGCGACAUGCAUCGAUGGGAAGUUUCGCUGUGGUGUGCCUGAUGACCGGAAAGGUGGUGGGUUUGUAUCAACAUAAGUUGGACGAGUUGGAUCCGGAAUAUUUGAAGCUAAAUGCCACGUCGUCGGCCAUGGACGACGUGAACGUUCACCAUGCCGUCCAGAUUGCAGCCGCCGUUGGCCUCACCGUCGGCUUCUUUCAGAUCCUGAUGGGGAUCGUGCAGAUGGGGAACUUGACGGUGUUUCUAUCGGAUACCCUGACGUACAUAGAUUUCUUCCCCAUGAUCAUGAGAUCGAACGCGGCAGCUUUGAUCGUGGCUGGGAUUACCAUGUUUGCCUUGGCCCUCAACAACGAUUUAUUAAAGCCGUGCCUGGCCAAGAAGUGCCCAUUUCCAGUACCGAUUGAAUUGAUCUGCGUGGUGAUCGGGACCGCGGCAUCUUAUGGAGUAGAUCUGCACCACAACUAUAAUAUCACUACUGUCGGCUACCUCCCAACCGGGCUGCCAAGUCCAGAGGUGCCACCCCUGUGGUUGAUGGGUGAGGUGGACUUCAUGAUCCAGUGCCUCGUGAUCGCCAUCGUCGGUUAUGCCACAUCCAUCUCUAUGGCGAAGCUCCUGGCCCGCAAAGCCGGCUACCGCGUCGACCCAAAUCAGGAUCUUCUCGCACAGGGAGUGGGGAACGCAUUUGGAGCGAUGUUCGGAUGUCCACCGUUUGCGGCAUCGUUAUCGAGGAGUCUAAUUCAACAUAACGUCGGUGGGAAGACACAAGUGGCGAAUGUCGUUUCCUGUGCUCUCCUUCUCAUCAUCUUGCUCUUCCUCGCCCCUCUCUUCACCACUUUACCAAAGGCGGUAUUGGCAGGGAUCAUCCUGGUUUCGCUGAAGGGAAUGUUCUACCAGGUGGCAGACCUAAAGAAAGCGUGGCGGGUAAGCAAGUUGGACGCGUUUGUCUGGGUCAUGACAUUCUUAUCCGUGAUCUUGAUCGACAUCGAUUAUGGUCUUGCCAUCGGCGUCGCCUCGUCUCUCUUAACCUUGAUCUGGAGGAACCAACGAGCCUAUGCCUGCAUCCUGGGACAAAUUUCUGAUACUGGCAUCUACGUCGAUGUUCGCCGAUUUGACCUCGCAAAGGAGGAGGAGGGGAUAAAGAUCCUCCAUUACGGGGCAGGAAUCCACUUCGGAAACCGGGAGGCAUUCAAGCAACAGCUCUUCAAGUUGACACAACUAGAACCCCAGAAAUGGGAGAAACGUAUAGUGAAACACCACAAGGACGUAGCAAAACGGAGAAAGAAUCGUCGUAAACUUCAGAUCAAGGCAAGUGUAUUUCUUCUCUCCCUCUCUCUUACAACUUUGAACUUGACCCUUUCACUAGGCAAGACGAACAUGGGAGGAGAGCUGGUAUUAGAGACGAAUGGCGGCUCGGAGCCCUCUAUUACAAUGGCUAUAGACGAGGAGGAACCUCGUCUUCCUUUUUGGCAUCUUAUCUUUGACUUAACAGGAGUGAGUUUCGUCGAUGCCUCAGGCAUCUCCACUCUCACCCGUCUCGUCAUCGAAUAUCACAACAUCGGCGUCCGAACAUACUUCGCUGGAGCCAUGGAAGACAACGUGUUUUCAUUAGACGUGUCCAGAGAGAAUUAA
This is a messenger RNA of Darwinula stevensoni, 1904 nucleotides long. The record is from the annotation of a GenBank genome assembly. Lineage: Eukaryota; Metazoa; Arthropoda; Ostracoda; Podocopida; Darwinulidae.